AAAAGUUUUACUGUUACUUUGCAAAGCCAUCUAAGCAAAUUUAAUUUGAAUCUGUAGAUUUACUUUCAUUUAAACUUACACAUUUAACAUAUCAAGUCAGAAGCUUACACAUUGUACUUUAACUUUGAAAAUGCAGGAUGAAGACACUGUUUGAAGAGAUCAAAGCAUCAAUUAAAAAUAACUAUAACCAAGAUCGAUCAUUCUGGAGGCCUGUUCUUCCUUGGGGAGGUGUUUUUACUAUCAAAGCUGGCCGCAAAGCAGUAUCCUGUACACCACUCUAUGUUGAAAUCAGACUGAAAAAUACCUGCACCAUAGAUGGAUUCUUGAUGUUAUUAUAUGUCAUUCUUAAUGAAAAUGAAAAUUUCCCUAGGGAACUCUCUCUACAUUUUGGUAGAGAGUUUGUAGACUGUUUUCUUUAUUUAAUGGACACCUACAGUUUUACAACAGUUAAGCUACUUUGGAUUUGGGACAAGAUGGAAAAACAGCAAUACAAAUCUGAAGUUCAUAAAGCUUCAUUAAUAAUCGAUUUAUUUGGGAAUGAGCAUGAUAAUUUCACAAAAAAUCUCGAGAAUCUCAUGUCUACCAUUCAAGAGAGUUACUGUUCUAACUGGAGAUGCCCAACUCGAGUGCAGGAAGAUCAACAACGCACAAUUAAUAUAAAUCCUCCCCAAGAAAUUCCACAUGGGAACUUGAUACGACUUGCUGUGGAUGAAUUGUUCUGUUCCAGGAUUGAACUGUGUGAAGAGCUUGGGUGUGGUGGCUUAAGAGAAUUUUCCCAACGAGUUUUCUGCCAUGGGGCACCCCCAUUUGUAGUCUUAAAUAUGCAGCAUUGGAAAUCUGAAGAUCUGGCAUAUGUACCCUAUUACUUGGAUUUAUCAGAUCACAAGUAUUUGUUGGAAGGUGCCACAUUAUUUAACAAAGAGGAACAUCAUUAUUCUGCAGCUUUCCAGAUUGAUGGACAUUGGAUGCACUAUGAUGGCCUCAGAAAUGUGAAUUUAAUUUUGUUAAAUAAACCCCCAGAGUUUCUCCUCUUGUCAUCAUUGGUUUAUAUUCGAGCAACAGAGAAAUAAAUAUAGACUGAUGCUAAAUUAAACUGUUUUCCCUCCUGCCCCAUGUUCCCCCAGCUGAAGGGCUUUUAUUUUGUGUGUACUUGGUAUCCAAGGAAAUAGUUCAACUAUACUAGUUUCAGAAAUAUAUUUUUCAGUGUUUAUCCCGGGUUAAUGUUUUAUAUAGAGGAUCUAUGCAAAAAAAUGUUUGUAUGCCUUUUUUAUAUUUCCUGGGUUAUUUUUGUACAAGCAUAUUUUAUGUUGAAAUAAAAUAUAUCUCUUGGA
Molecule: messenger RNA, 1331 nt
Organism: Tupaia belangeri chinensis (Chinese tree shrew)
Lineage: Eukaryota; Metazoa; Chordata; Mammalia; Scandentia; Tupaiidae
Gene: DORIP1
Product: dopamine receptor interacting protein 1
Exons: 4
Coding region: 138-1070 (310 amino acids)
Source: RefSeq, a predicted model, not a curated record